This is a messenger RNA of Penicillium griseofulvum, 516 nucleotides long. RefSeq lists its product as uncharacterized. The coding region runs from base 1 to 516 and encodes 171 amino acids. The transcript has 2 exons. The record is from RefSeq and is a predicted model, not a curated record. Lineage: Eukaryota; Fungi; Ascomycota; Eurotiomycetes; Eurotiales; Aspergillaceae.
AUGUCGUCCGAUGAUGCCUACAUGUCUUUUCUGAACAAAGCCAACGCGGAUGUGAGUGGCGGCCAAGCCUCACAGCAAGGGGCCGGCACCAUCAAAACCGAGACCGUGCACAGCUCCCUGUCAGUCCCAAAGCCGCUGCAGUCCGUGGACGCAUACUACGUCUCCGAUACAGAUGAGCCCUUCGAGCCUGUGGCAUUGAAAUGGGAUGGCGCUGCGAAGGGAUCCUGGCCUAGUGCCGACGAGCUCGCCUCCCUGAUUUCCUCAGAUGCCAACCUGUCCAAGUCCAUCUCCAUUAUAACCCCCUCCGACUUCGACCCGAACAAUCAGUACGCCUCCGCCCUGGAUGCUGUCCGCACCGCAGCUGUCGAGAAGGAUUCUGGAGCCGAUAAGUCUGCUGUUGAGCUGAAGGUCUACCGUGUUGAACAAACCACGACCCAGUGCGAGUACUGGGUUCUUGCACUACAUGCGCCUGAGAGCCGUCUUGUCGGUUUGCGCGCUAAGGCUGUUGAGUCUUAG